Messenger RNA from Pangasianodon hypophthalmus (striped catfish), 11218 nucleotides. It is a transcript of the gene aspm, whose product is annotated as assembly factor for spindle microtubules. Gene Ontology annotation, biological process: spindle organization; establishment of meiotic spindle localization; mitotic cell cycle. The transcript has 29 exons. The record is from RefSeq and is a predicted model, not a curated record. The coding region runs from base 122 to 9313 and encodes 3063 amino acids. Gene Ontology annotation, cellular component: spindle pole. Lineage: Eukaryota; Metazoa; Chordata; Actinopteri; Siluriformes; Pangasiidae. Gene Ontology annotation, molecular function: protein binding.
AUUCAAAAAGCAUGUAAGUGUGUAAGUAGCGUGAGGUUAGUGCAGCAGAGGUGGGUUUUAACGGUGUGUGUGUGAGUGUGUGUGCUGCUAUGGUUAGUUUGAAGUUUGUAUAAUUGAGAAUAUGUCCAAUACACUGGCGCGAGCGGGUUUCUUUGAUAUUAGUCCAACGUGUAAUCCUUCUCGCACAAACGGACACGGCAAGGAAAACGAUGCCCUGGUUCCAGUUCUCAGCUUGGUUCAGUUUUCAAGAUCUCCUUUCGUGAGUUUUGGGACGGUGAAGUUGGAGUCAUCCAGAUCUCUGCCUCUGUGCAUUGAAAACCCAACCGAGGACGCAGCCAUCACUGUGACUGUGGAUAAAAUCCCUUCUUCCAGAGGCUUCUCAGUAGAUCAGACGACCUUCACAAUCCCGCCUGAAGACAGAGUGAUCAUAACUGUUACAUGGACACCAGUAGAAGAAGGAGGUGUGAGAGAGCUCCUCAGCUUUAUUGCAAAUGGCAUUGUCAAGCAUCAAGCAAUUUUGCAUGGAAAAGCAGAGGGUGCAAAAACCAAAAAGAAAAGUCUAUGGGAUACCAUCAAAUCAAAGGGAGUCCCUUCCCUAGGUGGAAAAGUGGGCUCAGUACCGAUCAAGGCAGCCAACAAGACAUUUCGUGUGUCUCGACAGCCACAGUAUAAAAGGAAUGGCGCCUCAAACCCACUAACAUCAUUAAACCAGGAAAGGACUUCCCAAAGGCGCAUUAGCAGUAAGGAGAAAAACUCCCAGUCUGUGUAUCCUGUGAUCCCCCAAGCUCUACCUAAGGCUAUCUAUGAUGACUUAGAAAGCACGUCUUCUCAAAACAAGUCUCCAGUUGUUCUGUUAGUGCCAGCUGACAGAUUUCUUGAUGCUAUGGAUAAGGAAAAUAUCUCUUCUGUACCACUGAAGAAAGUUGAUUACAAAGAAAGCAGAGUGUUGAAUAAGACACUGUCACCUAUUGGUACCCCAGAGAGGUUUUCCAACCCCUUAAUGCCCCGCUUUCAAAGUCCUCUUCCGGUCAUUUCUAAACCGAUUAAGGAUGGAAAUUCCGAGUCAAAGACACAAAUUUUGUCUGUUAAGGAUGCAUUGGCUGUCAUUAAUUCUGAUCUGUCUUGUCCAGUGAGCCCCCCAAAUGCCUGCUCUAGCUUGAAUUUAGCUGAUUCUCUGGAGUCCGAUGACUUAAGCGUGGAUGGUAAACUUGAAACAGCCAUAAAUGUUGUGGGAGACAUCUCCCCUCAGACUGACAUUACUCAACCGAGGCUAACUUUCUUUGUCAAAGCCAACACAGUACUAGGUGACGAGCCAGGGUCUGAAGACCUCGUGCACAGCCCUGCUGCUUGCUCUGCCUCGGACAACAAAUUUUACAAUGGGGUAGGUGAUGAUGAAUUGAAACAGGAAAGUCUUAAACCCAAGAAGAUACUUUUUAACUCUGCUACAGUUAUCAAAAGCAAAGCUGGGGCUUCUCCUGAGCACAGUCCAAACAUGCACAAAACAAGAACCUUCAGACGUAGACUUCUGCAGAAAGCACCUUUGGUUUCUCCCGGUCCAGAGUCAAACACAGACUUACUGGAGGGGGUGUCCCUUUUGCCUGUCAUAAACUCCGAUGCAUGCGUUAACUUGAAAUGCAGCGUAACACCACCCCAGGAAUCAGAACAAAAGCUAAUGGCUCAACGACUAGCUUUUCCAGAUCAGCCUCCAAGCACCACUUGCGCUGCUGUGCAGCCAAUCCUAACCCUUAAUGAUGAAAAUCGGAUCUUGCCAUUCCGUGUCUCCGAGGACAUGUUUCCUGUGCAUAGUCGUACAACAAAUCAGAACAGAAAGAGAAAAAGUGACGAAUAUUUAAGGGACAACGUGGAGUGUUUGGAAGUCAAACAAAGCUCUGAUGAGACACAAGAACACAAAAAAUCCUGUUAUGAAAAACAAUUCAGUUCAAAGAGUAAACAAACACAAAGAAAAAUAACUGUAGCAUCCAGCUCAAGGAAGUCCACCAAAGUGCCAACGCAAAAGCCCAAUCCAAAAUCAACACAAAAGGGAGGGCAGUCUUUGAAGUCAUUCAGCUCCUCGAAGGUGAAAACAGCGAGGGUUAUGGCCGUGGCACAAACUCGGCUGAACUUCAUAAAGCCAACGCAGACAGAUAUACCCAGGCAUCCACUGCCAUUUGCUGCAAAGAACAUGUUUUACGAUGAGCGGUGGAUUGAGAAGCAGGAACGAGGAUUCACAUGGUGGAUGAAUUAUGUGCUCACUCCUGAUGACUUCAAAGUGGCCACUGAAGUCACCAAAGUGAAUGCCUUAUCACUAACUAUGGGAAGUGAGAAGAUCAACAUACCCAAAGCUCCAACCAAAGAGGAGAUGUCAUUCAGAACCUAUACAGCCCGGCGGCACUUGAACCGUGUCCGACGUGCAGCGUGCCAGCUGUUCACGUCUGACAAAAUGGUGAAAGCUAUAAAGCGCCUGGAGGUGGAGGUGGAGGCAAAGAGGCUACUUAUUCGUAAGGACAGACACCUCUGGAAAGAUAUAGGUGAAAGACAGAAAGUUCUAAACUGGCUCCUGUCUUACAAUCCGCUCUGGCUACGAAUAGGCCUGGAGACAAUCUUUGGAGAACUGAUUUCCUUGGAGAGCAACAGCGACAUCAUGGGCCUGGCCAUGUUCAUACUCGGGCGGCUGCUCUGGAAUCCAGACAUUGCGGCAGAGUUCAGACACUCCAAAGUUCCCCACCUGUACAGAGAUGGGCAUGAGGAGACGCUGUCCCGCUUUACUUUGAAGAAACUGCUCUUACUCGUCUGCUUUCUGGACAAGGCCAAAGAAUCUAGGCUAAUUGAGCACGACCCCUGUUUGUUUUGCAUGGAUGCUGAAUUUAAGACAAGUAAAGAUCUACUGCUAGCAUUUUCACGAGACUUCCUCAGCGGGGAGGGAAUCCUCCCACGCCACCUUGGCCUUUUAGGUCUUGCUGUGUCCCACGUCCAAACCCCCCUGGAUGAGUUCAACUUUGCUGUGCAGAAUCUUGCCACUGAUCUAAGAUGUGGCAUUCGCCUGGUGCGCAUCAUGGAGGUCUUCACCCAAGACUGGUCCCUGUCGAGGAAGCUGCGGAUGCCUGCCAUUAGUCGCCUUCAGAAGGUGCACAAUGUUGACGUCGCACUGCAGGUGCUCAGAGAGAAAGGGGUUGACUUGAGAGAUGACCAUGGAAACGUCAUUGACCCCAGAGACAUAGUAGAUGGGCACAGAGAGAAGACACUUAACCUCCUAUGGAGAAUAAUCUUUUCCUUUCAGGUUGAGAUUCUGCUUGAUGUGGAGCAACUCAAAGAAGAAAUCAGCUUUCUCAAGAGAACCUGGAGAACAAAACAGAAAUUGCGUUCUUUAAGGGAUGAUAAAUAUGUUUUAAAGAGUGUAAAAGAAAAAACCACACUUGAACAGCCCAGUGAGAAACUGACUUUGUUGUUGGAUUGGGUCAAUGCUGUUUGCUGCUUCUACAGAUUGAAGGCUGAAAACUUUACAGUGUCAUUCUCUGAUGGUAGAAUCCUCUGCUAUCUUAUUCAUCACUACCAUCCAAGCCACCUGCGAGCUGAGGACGUUCAGCAGGAAACAACACAAACUAUCGAGUGUGACCUUCAUUCCAAACUGGAACUGAAUAACUCCUCAAGUGACUCUGACUAUUCCUUUGACUCCUUGGAGCAGAAAGGUUCAGUGUCACCAACAGUGGAUUUCAAAAUGCUUCUUGAGAAUGAGCGAAGAAAUUUUCAGCUCGUGAGCUUAGCCGUGUCUUACCUUGGAGGUGUUCCUGCCAUGAUCACUCCAGAGGACAUGUCUAACACAAUCCCAAAUGAAAAGGUGGUUACAUGUUACCUGUCCUUCCUCUGCACCCGACUUUUGGAUCUCCGGAAUGAGACUAGAGCUGCCAGAGUUAUCCAGAGUGCAUGGAGGAGGUAUAAACUGCAGAAAGACAUACGGAUUAAUCGGCUCAGGAACCAGGCUGCAAAAAAAAUCCAGGCCCUCGUGCGUUGCUUCAUUCAGAAGAAAAGGCUGAACAGACAGAACAUGGCUGCCACCGUCAUUCAGGCCAUCUGGAGAGGUCACUUGGCCCGAGAAGAGUUAAGAAGAAUAAAGGAAGCAAAACGCUUUGCUAUGCAAGAAAGAGCUGCAGUCUUAAUCCAGAAGACGUACAGGGAAUGGAGGACACAAAUUUUCCUGAAGAAGAAUCAUGCUGCAGUCGUCAUCCAGACAGCUUUCCGAAUAUGGCACGCAAGAAAAAUGACUCUGAGGAAUUCUGCUGCUGUUAAGAUCCAGGCAUGGUACAGAAUGCAGCAAUGUCGAAAACAAUAUCUGACUAAGAAAUCCAAGGCUGUCUUUAUUCAAGCGUGGUUCAGGGGUAACCAUCAGAGGCGAAAGUUUCAAACCCUGAAGAAGCACCAUCAAUCUGCUGUUGUCAUCCAGAGCGUUUUCAGGGCCUUCCUUGUCCGAAAACACAUAAGUGAGAUGAGGCAAGCUGCAAUUUUUAUCCAGAUGUGGUAUAAGGCCUGCUUGUUAAGGAAGAGAGAGCAGAAGCAUUUUGCAGAGAUUAAAUCUGCGGCUGUAAGGCUUCAAGCAGCAUUCAGAGGAUGGAAGGCCAGAAGAGAAAUAUCAAAGAGACACCAAGCUGCUCUUUUGAUCCAAACUGCUUACAGAAGAUUUGUGGCUCAAAGGUCUUUCUUGUCUUUGAAAAAAUCUGUGGUUAUAGUCCAAAGGAAGUACAGGGCGAAAAGAGAUGGAGAGCAGUUAAGAAGUAAGUACCUGUCUCUGAAGUGUGCAGCAAUAAAAAUUCAGGCAUCAUGGAGAGGCACAGCAGAGAGAAAGAGAAUCAACCAGCUCCAUCAGUAUGCCACAGUGAUCCAGUCACAUUUUCGUAGACAUGUGGUGCAGACAAAGUUUAUGGCAUUAAAGCAGGCUGCUUUAGUCAUUCAAAAACAAUACAAGUAUUUUAAGAUGACGAAGGAAAAGCGAUCUGAAUUUCUUGCAGUGAAAAAAGCCGUAAUAGUUCUUCAGAGUGCAUAUCGUGGCAUGAGAGUAAGGCAAGACAUGGCCAAAAAAAGCAAAGCCGCUACUCUAAUUCAGUCCGCUGUGAGAGCUUUCAUUGGUCGGAAGAACUUUCUUGCUCAAAGAGGUGCUGCCAUUGUCCUUCAGCAGCAUUACCGUGCAUAUGUACUUGGACAACUGGAGAGGCAACAUUACAUUCAACUAAAAAAAUCGACUAUAACUCUCCAGGCCAUAUGUCGAGGUUGCAAAGUGAGAAGAGAACUGAAAAAAAGGCAUCACGCUGCUACAGUUAUCCAAGCUCAUUUCAGAAUGUAUAAGGCACAAGUCUGCUACAUUGCUGUCAAAUGCGCUGCUACCAUCAUACAGCAGCGUUACAGAGCGUAUGUCUUGGGCAGGAAGACUUGUGCUUCUUAUUUGCGAAUAAAAACUGCAACUGUGACUAUACAGUCAACAUUCAGAGGAAUGAAAGUUCGCAGAAAUCUUAAGAACAUGCACCAAGCGGCAACAGUAAUUCAGGCAUGCGUUCGUGGACACCUGCAGUUGGUGGAGUAUAGGAGACAAAAAUGGGCAGCAUCCAUCAUCCAGAGGCAGUUUCGUGCCAACAAGCAAAGGGACAUUGUUGAAAAGCAGUAUAUUGCGAUGAAAGAAGCAGCGCUGUGUAUUCAGUCAGCAUAUCGUGGCAUGAAGUUGAGAAAAUGGAUCUCAGAGAUGCAAGUGGCUGCAAAGGUUAUUCAGAGGAAAUAUAGAACGCACAAGCAACACAAAGAAUAUCAGGCCCUCAAACAGGCAGCAGUCUUCGUGCAGAGGAGAUACCGAGCCAAUCUUCUUGCAGACAGGCAGCGUGAGAGGUACCGUGCAAUGCAAAAAGCAGCCAUCACUUUGCAGGCUGCAUACAGAGGAAUGAGGGUGAGAAGAGAGAUCCAAAAGAGACACAGAGCAGCCACCGUGAUACAGGCAAGCUACAAAAUGUACAGAGUAAGGAUGUCCUUCCAAGCCAUGAGAAUUGCUGCUAUCCUCAUCCAGAGACAAUACUUGCUUUACAAAGAAAGGAAGCGUUUCUUGUCCAUCAGAGCAGCAGUCAAGCUUUGCCAACAAAAAUAUCGGGCCAUUUUGGCUUCAAGACAACAGCGGAAAGCUUACCUCGAGAAGUAUAAUGCUGUGCUUGCAAUUCAGGCAGGUUACAGAGGAAUGAAGGUCCGGCAGCAGAUGCAAGUAAAACAUAAAGCUGCAAUAACCAUUCAGUCCCAUGUCAGGAAGCAUAUAAACCAAAAGUACUACCAGAGGCUACUCUGGGCAUCAAGAAUUGUUCAGCGAUGCUACCGAGCCAAUAAAAUGAGAAAACAAGCCAUUGAGUCCUUCAAGAAGAAGAGGGCUGCUGUUGUUUUACAGGCAGCAUUCCGUGGUAUGAAGGCCAGACAAGCUCUGACACAAAAGCACCAGGCUUGUAUCGUCAUACAGAGUGCUUACAGGGCUCAUUGUGCUCGGACACGAUAUUUGUGUAUGAAAUAUGCUGUCAUUGCUAUUCAGCAAAGAUUCCGAUCUGUACUUGCAGCUCGAAGUCAGAGGGAGCAGUUCCUGAGAUUGCGUUGUGCUGCAGUUACCAUUCAAGCCAACUACAGAGGUCAUAGUGUCCGGAAGGAAAUGAUUCUUCGACAUCAAGCAUCUACGAUUAUUCAGGCUGCUUUCAGAAGACAUAGGGAGCAAACCAAGUAUCAGGCCAUGAGGUUGUCUACUAUUAUCAUUCAGAGACAUUACAGGUCCUUCGUUGAAACUAAAGCAGUCCGGGAGAAAUAUUUAGCACUGAAAAAGUGUGCCAUACGUCUUCAGGCAGCUUAUAGAGGACACACUGUUCGACAGAAUAUGAUAAAAAUGCACAACGCUGCCACUGUCAUUCAGGCGGCAGUAAAAAUGCACAAGCAAAGAUUGAUGUUCAGAAGGCAGCAGUGGGCCGCAAAAGUUCUGCAGGAGAGAUUCAAAGCGUGGAAGCUUGGGUAUCAACAAAGGCAGAGAUACCAGCAUUUAAAGGAUGCCACCUUGUGCUUGCAGAAGUCAUUUAGAGGCAAACAGGGAAGAGAACUGGUGAAACGGAUCAAAGCUGUGAGGACAAUCCAGUCCUACGUAAGGAUGUCUAUCCAAAGGAGACGCUUUAUGAAGAUAAAAACUGCAGCCGUUACUAUUCAGUGUGCUUACAGGGAACAUUAUCGCAGAGUGCAACAAUCCAGGAUGCAAAAGGCUGCACUCUUAAUACAGCAGUGGUACAGGUCAUGUAGACUGGUCCAGGAAGAGCAAAAGAAGUUCAGAAGAAUUCAGAAAGCCACACUGACAUUGCAGAAUGCAUUACGUCAAAUGCUCACAAGGCGACUUGAAAAAAGCAGACUAGCAGCCAUCAAGAUUCAGUCUGUACUGCGCAUGCAUCUACACCGCAGUCGCUAUGUGAAGUUGCGCUCAUGUGCUGUAAAGCUACAAGCUAAUUAUAGAAUGCGUACAGCCAGGAGAAGUUAUCUAAGAUAUCAGGCUGCUGCUGUUACAAUACAGACAUACUACAGGGCAUACAGAGCGAAACUGGAACAGAGACACCACUAUCUUAGGACACUGGACUGUAUCAGUGCCCUUCAAGCACGAGUGCGUGGAUUUAUUGCAUACAGAAGAUUCCAAAAAAUGAGAGCAAGUGCAGUCAAGAUUCAGGCAUGUUAUCGUGGGUUGGUUGAGAGGCGCAAGUUUCAGCAACGGAAGAAGUCUGCUUGUGUUAUUCAGAAGCAUUACAGAGCCUAUCAACUCUGCCAGAGGGAGCGAGCAUGGUUCCUCAAACUUAGGAAGUCUGCACUUCUGAUACAAACAGCAUUCCGUGCCUACCGAUCAAGAAAACUUAACAUGCAGAGACAAGCUGCACUAAAAAUUCAAGCUUGGUUUAGAGGAUGCCAGGCUAGACGUGCCUACGUCUCAAAACAAACUGCCGUUGCAACCAUCCAUAGAUGUCUUCAAACAAGGUUUCAGCGGUUAAGGUUUCAGGCAAUCCAGCACAGUGUCCGUGUAAUUCAGCAAAGAUGGAGGGAAACUCUGAUUGCUAGGAAACAGCGAGCUGAAUUUCUAAGAAUCAGAAAAUCGGUUGUUAUUGUGCAAGCCCUGUGGAGAGCUGCUAGGGUGAGAAGAUCAAUUCAAAAGGCAAAUGAAGCUGCAAGACGGCAUCGUUUUGCUGCUGCUGCUUAUCAUCAUUUAUGUGCAGUGAGGAUACAGAGGGUGCUGCGAGCUCAUUGGGCACUGAAAGCAGCCAAGAGGCAGAUCUCUUCAGUCAUUUAUAUCCAGCGCUGGUUUUUGGCCAGGCUUCAGAGAAAGCGAUAUCUUGAGCAAAGACAGAAAAUCGUCAUGGUCCAGAAAGCAGUGAGGGCUUGGCUUGAUCGUCGCAAUCAAGCGGCCACUCUCAUCCAACAUGCUGCCAAAAGAUUCCUUCUGAGAUGCAGGAAAGAAAGACUGCAACAUGGAAUCAUAAAGUUCCAGGCACUCUGGAGAGGUCAUCGCUCAAGGAAGCUUCAUGACACAAGCAAAGUCAUUUCCAUCAGGCAUCGCUUGCAGAAAGUCAACAGAGAGGCCAAGGAAGAAGACAAGCUGUGUCACAAGACUACAACUGCCUUGAAUUACCUUCUUGGAUAUCAAAAUUAUGCCUAUAUUCUAACUGCCUUAAAGCAUUUGGAAACUGCAACCAGACUUUCGCCGGAGAGCUGCGAACAUCUUGUGAACAGUGGAGCAACACACACCAUCUUCACCUUGAUAAGGAGCUGCAACCGGAGCGUGCCUUCAAUGGAGAUCAUCACGUUAGCAAUUCAAGUUCUUCUCAAUCUAUCAAAAUACAACAAAACCAUAGAUGCUGUUUAUGAUGUGGAGGACUCUGUGGAAACACUCUUGGAUCUGCUUCAAAUGUACAGAGAGAAAGCUGGGGAUAAGGUUGCAGACAAAGGGGGAAGCAUCUUCACCAAAGCGUGCUUCCUUUUGGUGAUUUUGGUACAGGAUGAAGUACGGGCAUUGGGGGUGAAAAAGCUCCCCAAGGCCUCAGACCGCAUUUGCAGGAUCUAUAAGUUAAUGCUUCAAAAAUGCAAAAUGGAUGCCCAGAGAACCAAAGUCAAACAAAGGAUGAACGUCUCACUGAAUGGAAGCUUCCUUCCCCAAGCCACUCCUCAAAAGUCUAAGCCAGUACUGAGAUUUGUACCAGACUGGGUUCUUGAAAGAAAGAAGAUGAAGAAUAUUGUUGAUCCUCUUAGUGCCAUUCAAGCAUUGGUUAAAUCUCUUGCCAUUGUACCCUGAGAACACAGCAAGAUUUAUUGUACAUAGUGAAUAUAUUUGCUUUUUUUCCCCCCUUCUAAACCUGAACUUGUACAUAUUACCUAAUGUUUUAUAUUGCUUACCAGCUGUAAACUUUUUAUAUUCCAUAUGAUUAUGCUUUUUUUUUAUUAUUAUUAUUAUUGUUACUAUUUUUUUUUUGUUAAACAUUUCGCAUGCUGUUCUUUGCAAUUUUGUGGUCAAAACAAUGCUGGGUCUUUUAUAUGUAAAAAUAGGUUAUCGAGUGCUGUUUUCAAUUAAAGUGUUUUUGCUCUGCAAUUAGUGUAAGUCAAGACAAAACCUAACGACAAAGUAAUUCAAGGAAUUAAAAAUAAUUUAGAGAGUCAGAACACUGCAUGAUUGCCAUAAAUCAUCAUUGGGAGCAGGAAUAAGACACUAUAAUUAACUAAAUUUUUAACAUCCAUGAGCUGUCUUAAGGGUUAAUUCUUACAUAUUUAAUAUUUAACAUUCCAUGUGCCUUCUCUGUGGUUGUGACAGCACUGCAGCACAGGAGAAGCAUCUUAAAAUUUCUGAGUUGUGGUAACUGGUCAUCAAGGCAGUGGGCUGCAUCUAUAAAUGUGUUUUGUUUUUUGUUUUUGCACACAAUGGCAUGCGUAAAAAGUAAAGACUAGAAUGUGCCUGCAGACAUAAUUAGGUAAAUCAUUGACUCCAAAACAUUGUUGCUGUUUCAUAUCUUAUUGAGUAAGCCAACAUUAAAGUGCAGCUUUAGGUUUCUGAAUGAAUGAAUGAAUGAAUGAUUAACAAAUAAUUAAUUUUCCAAUGGCCUCUUUAUGGCAAUGUAAACAAAAAUAUUUUCACUUCAACAACAUGCUGUUUUGUCUGUGAAAUGUGAAUGUGCCUAACUGAACUCCUGUCCUGAUUUAACUUGAUUCAUUCAUUCAGAAAAAUAGAACAAAUCACUAGCUGGAGUCGUACACGAUGAUAAAUCGUAAAAGAUAAAUUAUGUUGGCUUUAUAUACUGCUUGUGAAGAAGUUACAAACAUUGUACAUAAACAUUUCUGAUUACUUUAAAACAAACUACAAUUCAGUGCUCUUUUUUAAAGCCUACUUCAUAUAUGAAAUAUGGAGAUUAUGAAUAUAUAUGAAAUAUAUAUAUUAUAUUUAGCUGUAUUUAAUUAUAUCCAGAAUAUAUCUGGAAUACAUGUCAUUUUGUGACAUUAUGUAUAUGUAUAUGUACAUACAUACAAUGCAGCUAAUGUGUUCAAAAUCCACUAUGAUACAGCAUUUUAAAAACAAACCCAGUGUUAAAGAGACUUAUCAGAAAGUAUAGCGAUUCAACAGCAUAAACAAGACAAUAAACAAAAGUUCUUUUCAGAAUAAAGACAGAAUGGCACAAAUUAAAUCAGCUGCACACUGAGUUUUGGUGCAGGCUUAUGUUUUCAGUCUGCAUUCUUGUGAUACUAGAUAUACUACUUGUCAAAAGUUUUUGAACACCUUGUGUUUUGACUUUAGAGUUAGAAAAUGCACUAACCAACAGUUAUUAGGAACAUCUGUACACCUGCUCAUUCAUGCAAUUAUCCAGUCAAACUAACAGUUAAUGUUCACCUUAAACACUGCAGUGGGGAUUGAGUGACUGACUGUGGCAUGUCUGUAUGUGCCAGAACGGCUGGAUUGAUUAUUUCAGAAUUUUCUCACAACAGUGUCUAGAGUUUACACAGUAGUAGUGUACAGUAGUAGUUUUCAGGUCUUUAUCCAGCAUAGUUAGUAAUCAUUCAUGUGCAGGCUGGAAAAAAUAAGUGAACCUCUGUGCUAACAUCUCCAAAAACUAGCUGGUGCCAGGUGCUUAAAUGAACAAGAUGAGGUUGGAAGAGUGGGUUGUACAUGCACUUUGCCCUUUAAAUAAAGACACAAAGUCUGGUUACUGACAAA